Messenger RNA from Abrus precatorius (Indian licorice), 1074 nucleotides. RefSeq lists its product as uncharacterized. The record is from RefSeq and is a predicted model, not a curated record. Bases 1 to 1074 code for a protein of 357 amino acids. NCBI's taxonomy places the organism in Eukaryota, Viridiplantae, Streptophyta, Magnoliopsida, Fabales, Fabaceae. The transcript has 3 exons.
AUGGGUCGUCUUGCUACAUUAUCAGAAGAACCCAUCAACGACCAAGACAACACAACAACCACAUCAAAGAAAGGAGUGAUUCACGCAUGGCGCAACUGGAACUGGAUCAAGUCUCACUUCUUCAACAAGAAACCCGACCUAAAGCUCCUCCUCAGUGUUCUCGCUUGCCCUCUCUUCCCUGUUCCUCCCCAUUCCCAAACACCACUCAAUGAGGUAUCAUCGUCGGCUCAGUAUAUUAUCCAACACUUCACGGCGGCAACAGGGUGCCGGAAGUUGGAGGGUAAGGUGAAGAAUGUGUUUGCAACGGGGAAGGUUGAAAUGGGGGUGGUGGAUGAGGUUGGAAACGCUGGAGUUUCAGAAAGAGGUUGUUUUGUGAUAUGGCAAAUGGUUCCUGAUAAGUGGCAGAUUGAGUUGGUUGUGGCUGGUCACAAGGUUGUGGCUGGUAGUGAUGGCACCGUUGCUUGGCGCCACACCCCUUGGCUCGGUGCACAUGCAGCAAAAGGUGGCGUGCGCCCUCUUCGACGCGCAGUUCAGGGACUAGACCCUUUGGCAGUGUCUGGUGUAUUCUGUGGAGCACAAUACAUGGGAGAAAAGAAAAUAUCAGGCAUUGAUUGUUUUGUGUUAAAGGUGUCAGCUGAUCAGAAGGACCUGGUUGACCGUAGUGAUAGCACUGCAGAGAUGAUAAAGCAUGUUACAUUUGGGUACUUUAGCCAGAGAAAUGGGUUACUAGUGUACCUAGAAGACUCUUACCUCACAAGGAUUCAAUCACCUGGGACACACCCCACCUAUUGGGAGACCACAAUGUCAACCAAAAUUGAGGAUUACCGAAUGGUGGAUGAUGUGAUGAUUGCACAUGCAGGCCAUUCCACUGUGAUCAUCACCAGGUUUGGAGACAAUCUAGAGACAGGACCUGCCAUCACACGGUUGGAAGAAUCAUGGACCAUUGAUGAUGUUGCUUUCAACGUCCCUGGCCUUUCCAUGGAUUGCUUCAUACCCCCUAAGGAACUCCAGAAAGACUAUCCACAAGAAGAUCUAGAUUGGAGAUCACCCUUGCUUAGACGAUCAUCAUCUUGA